This is a messenger RNA of Stegodyphus dumicola, 1064 nucleotides long. Its product is annotated as endothelin-converting enzyme 1-like. Gene Ontology annotation, biological process: protein processing. Gene Ontology annotation, molecular function: metalloendopeptidase activity. Gene Ontology annotation, cellular component: plasma membrane. Lineage: Eukaryota; Metazoa; Arthropoda; Arachnida; Araneae; Eresidae. The record is from RefSeq and is a predicted model, not a curated record.
UUUCACUUUCUAGCUAUUAGAUGGAGUUCGUAUAGUGUAUGCAGCAGUAUCUGUAUUUGGUCGCAUUCUGACAAAACCAUUCAAUACCUUUUAGUUCUUUUAGUUUUGGAACUUGAAAUAAAGAUCGAAAUUAUUUUCCUAGUAGUCAUAAUUACAAACAGGUAAUAAUAAACAACAGCGUAAUGGACAUUAUAAAGGACGUUCUUUGUAGACUGUUGGUGUUGACAGAUUCCAGUAGAAAUUUCUAUAUGCCAACCUCCACAAAUCUUCGACUGUUGCCUUUUAACGCCUCUUCUGUAUCCGAUCUCUGUCUCACACCCUUAUGUGUUAAAGAAGAUUUAAAUCUUGCUAUUGACCUGCCAGAGAACAAAGAUCUUUUACUGUCUUCGCUCAAUGCAUCCGAGACAUGUAAGACACCGUUAUGCGUAAAAGCAGCUGCCGACAUCCUAUCAUUUAUAGAUGAGACUGUGGAUCCUUGUGAUGAUUUCUACAAAUUCUCCUGCGGUAGUUGGAUAAAGAGACAGGACACUGAUGGCCAAAAUGCUGUUAAAAGUCUUGGUAACGUAACAAAGCACAUAAUGAGAGUUAUGGUAGAAAGGAAGCUAGACGGAGACCAACGUGAUUUCAUUCGUCAGAUGAAAACAUUUUACGAAUCCUGUAUAAAUGAAAAGAGCAUUAAGGAAGCAAGCAUAAAACCGCUAAUGGAAAUUCUAGAGGAUAUCGGUGGUUGGCCAGUAAUUGAAGGCGAAAACUGGAAUUCCAAUUUCUUUGACUGGAUUGAUGUUCGUAAUCGACUACCUGGUGUAGAUGCGCAAUAUAAUUUCCCGACGUUAUCUGUUGUUGAGGAUCCUAGAAACAAUUCGUUUCAAAUCUUAGAGUUGAGCAAAAGGCCAUGGUGGGAACUCGAAAAUAGGUUUUUAAACAAUGGUCCAGACCAUUACGAAACAGUUGAGUACUUCAAAUUAAUGACAGAAACUGCCAAAACCCUUGGUGCAAAUGAAUCUACUUCGCAGAAUGAACUCAAGGAAGUUCUCGAUUUCGAAAUAAGGCUUAUUAAUAUUUAA